AUGGUGUGGUUUCUCAAGUCGAAGGGGCUCGCCAAUCAGAUCCUGGGCCUUGCCCCCGGUGAGAUCUUUGUGCAGCGCAACGUGGGCAACCAGGCGCUGCACACCGACAUGAACCUCAUGUCCUGCCUGGAGUACGCGGUCAAGGCGCUCAAGGUCAAGACAGUAAUUGUCUGCGGCCAUUAUGGCUGCGGCGCGGUGCGUGCGGCGCUGGAGCUGCCGUCCCGCACCCCGGGGCUGGUCAACUGCUGGAUCAGUGACAUCAGGGAGGCGCGCAACCAGGCGGCGCGUGAGCUGGCGGCCCUGAGCCCCGACGAGCGCGUGGCGCGGCUGUGCGAGCUCAACGUGCUGCGCCAGGUCUUCCACGUGUGCACGAGUCCCGUGGUGCAGUCGGCGUGGGCCGAGGGCCAGGAGCUCCACGUGUGGGGCGUGAUCUACGACCUGGGGGACGGCCUCAUCCGCCGCCUGGCGGGGCCCUUCAAUACAGAGAGCGAGGUCGAUGACACACUGGACGGCUUUGUGAACGAUGAGGCCAAGGUGGUGCGCUGCCCCCACACCAACAAGCUCAAGCUGCAUGCGCUCGCUCCGGACUGCUCAUCUGUGGGCACCAGCAGCAGCCUCGGCACCUCCCCGCGCCACCAGGCCGCCAACCUGCGCGCCCAGCUCAACAGCGCCAACCUCGUCAACGCGGUCAUACGCCACACCACAUGGAGCCUGGACGGCGAGCACGCCACCACGCUUGCGCAUGCGGCGCGCGCAGGCGCCAAGUGA
Monoraphidium neglectum is the source of this 768-nucleotide messenger RNA. RefSeq names its product carbonic anhydrase. The record is from RefSeq and is a predicted model, not a curated record. The transcript has 5 exons. Lineage: Eukaryota; Viridiplantae; Chlorophyta; Chlorophyceae; Sphaeropleales; Selenastraceae. Gene Ontology annotation, biological process: carbon utilization. Gene Ontology annotation, molecular function: carbonate dehydratase activity; zinc ion binding. Bases 1 to 768 code for a protein of 255 amino acids.